This is a messenger RNA of Castor canadensis (American beaver), 1338 nucleotides long. NCBI's taxonomy places the organism in Eukaryota, Metazoa, Chordata, Mammalia, Rodentia, Castoridae. The record is from RefSeq and is a predicted model, not a curated record.
AUGCUACGAUCAUUGUGUAGUGAGAGUAGUCAGGAGCUGACAACACAGUACCUUCUCAGUGCCAGCUUCUCUGAGAUCCUCACAUCUCAGUAUAGGGUCAUGAGGACCAUAGGCAUAGGUGGCCAUUCCCAGGUGAAACUUGCCUACCAUCGCCUCACGGGGACUCCAGUUGCAGUAAAAAUACAGCAGAAGGGACAGGAAGACUCCUACAUUGCAUCUGAAGUGUCUAUAUUAAAAACAGUGUGCCACCCCUAUGUGAUCCAGCUGUUUCAGGUGAUGGAAACAGUGGAUCAAGUCUACCUCAUCAUGGAAUAUGUCAGCGGAGGGGAGCUCCACGAGCGUAUCGUACAGGCCCAGCGCCUGUGUGAGGACGAGGCCCGCAGUGUAUUCAGACAGAUCGUGUGUGCGAUCAAUUACUGUCAUGAAAGAGGCAUCGUACACAGAGACCUAAAAGCUGACAACAUCCUGCUGGAUGCCCACGGCAAUGUGAAAGUCAUCGACUUUGGCCUUGGUACCAGGUACUCGGUUGGGCAGAGGCUGAUAGAUUUGUGUGGUGCUUUUGUAUACCGAGCCCCCGAACUCUUCCUGGAACAACCCUAUGAUGGCCCCAAAGUGGACGUCUGGAGCCUGGGCGUCCUCCUCUACUUUAUGGUAACGGGAACCUUGCCCUUUACAGGGGAGACCUUUAUGCAGCUGAGGCAGGCAAUCCUGAACCCAAGGUAUGCCUUGCCAUCAUACCUUUCCAUGAGUUUGCAAAACCUGAUUAUUCUGUUGCUCACCAAAAACCCUAGCAAGAGGCCCCCUCUAGAGAACAUUAUGUGGCACCCUUGGCUAAGCCAAGGUGAACAGGAAUCACCAAGUGCUGCUGUGGAGCCUCUGCCAAAACACCUGGACCCUGCAAUACUGGUAGCCAUGUGUGACCUUGGUUACAACCUAGGUGAUGUAUGCCAAUCUCUACUGCAGAGAAAAUUUGAUGAGGCGAUGGCCACCUACUUCAUGAUGAGACAGCAGGUGUGCCAGGGAGCUAACUUAAGUGCCCACCUCAAGCCCCCCGUGCGCCCACAGAUUCUGCCCACCCCACCCCCUGCAGAUCCUUCGACCUCUGCUCCCCCACUAAGGAGGAGAGCCAGUGCACCUGCCCUUCUUCAGACCUUCACCCUGUCCUCUGAUGACAAGAAAACAGGACACAGGGGCAGAAGAACAGCCAGCCUCCCUUAUAUCCCCUCUGCAUCCUGCCAAGGAGAACCCCCACCACAGACAAAGUCCCCCAGCCUGGUCCUGAGUUUACCAUGGCCACAGCCUCUCUCCCCAGCAAUAUCCGAGGCUGGCAGAGAGUGA